AAAAUCAUUUACUAAAUACGUACUCCGAGGCAGACUUAGUGAUUAUAUUCUCUAAUCUCUCUGCUUUUUACAUUGUCUGUGAAUGUGGUUGUUGCAUCACCGUUUUGCUUCUGAGUGAAUUUUUAGCUAAAAGAUAAAAUGUCCGAUAAAGUGAUGCCUGUGGUGAAGGCGGAGGAAGCAGAGGAAGAAGAAUUAGUGGAUCCUCAGCAAGCACUACGAGAUGAGUGCAGCCAGAAACCUGAUGCCCAGAAUUUGUGGGGAAAGUACCAGGAGUGCAAUGACCGUGUUAACUCCCGUUCAAACACUGCAGAAACCUGUGAAGAGGAGCUGAUUGACUACAUACACAUCCUUGAUAAAUGUGUGAACAAGGACCUUUUCAAAAGGCUAAAGUAGAAUUUUAUUUAGACUUACUAUGAAUUCUGCCACUUGUGGUAGAACAACAAAUGGUUAGUUUCAUUACUUUGCCAUUUAUUUAUAUCUGCAUUAUGGUGGGUAUGUAGAUCAUUAGUAAAUUAUUUUACCAAAUAUUUUAAAUCAGUGUUGAAGUUUAAUGUUUUUUUGUAAAUAAAUAAUA
Pararge aegeria (speckled wood butterfly) is the source of this 574-nucleotide messenger RNA. Its product is annotated as cytochrome b-c1 complex subunit 6, mitochondrial-like. Lineage: Eukaryota; Metazoa; Arthropoda; Insecta; Lepidoptera; Nymphalidae. The transcript is spliced from 3 exons. The record is from RefSeq and is a predicted model, not a curated record. The coding region runs from base 139 to 393 and encodes 84 amino acids. Gene Ontology annotation, biological process: mitochondrial electron transport, ubiquinol to cytochrome c.